UCGCCGCGGUGAUCAGCUGUGAAUCUGCGGCUGGUGGUUGAUGCGUCCACUGGAACUUCAAAAUGCAGGCUCGUGAGAUCAGAGAGCAGAAAAUAAACAUGGCUGAGUGAGGAUGAGACUACCCAGCUCUGUCCUUGUGUCGGUCUCGUUGUUUACUGCCGAGACGACGGCGGCUCUGUAUCUGAGCAGCACUUACCACUCCGCGGGUGAUCAGAUUUGGCAGUGUUUCACGCUCCUCUUCACGCUUGUGCCAUCCGUGCUGGUGCAGCUCACACUUAUCUUUAUUCACAGAGACCUGAGCAGAGACAGACCUCUAGUACUGCUGCUUCAUAUAUUACAACUAGGACCAAUAAUAAGGUGCCUGGAUGCCUUCUGUAUCUAUGGCAGCGCUGGAAAGGUGGAGGAGCCGUAUGUCACCAUCACCCGUAAGAAGCAGAUUCCCCGGGACGGGCAGACCGAAGAGGUGGAGCAAGAAGUGGGCCAGGCGGAAGGAAAGCUAGUCACGCACAGAGCCGCUUUCGCCAGGACCUCGGUCAUACAGGCAUUCCUGGGCUCUGCACCCCAGCUCACGCUGCAGCUCUACAUCUGUGUGCUGCAGAAAGGGGUGUCUAUCGGUAGAGGUACAUUGAUGGUCAUUUCCCUUCUCUCAAUUGUAUAUGGAGCCCUACGCUGCAAUAUCCUCGCCAUAAAGAUACGCUACGAUGAUUACGAAGUGUCCGUGCGUCCGUUGACGUACCUGUGCGUGUUCCUGUGGCGAGGGUUCGAGAUCGCCACGCGCGUGACCGUGCUGGUCCUCUUCAGCUCAGUGUUGAAGGUGUGGGUGCUUCCGGUAGUAUCGGUCAACUUCGUCCUGUUCUUUCUUCGUCCGUGGGUUCUCUUCUGGAGCAGCCGCUCUCCGUUCCCAGAGAACAUCGAGAAGACGUUGACGCGUGUGGGGACCACUAUCGUCCUCUGCAUGCUGACCUUCCUGUACGCUGGCAUCAACGUGUUCUGCUGGUCCGCUGUUCAGCUCAGAUUGGACGACCCCGACUUGAUCGAUAAGGGUCAGGCGUGGAGGCGGGUGGCAGUGUAUUAUUCCCUCCGUUUUGUCGAGAACACGGGGCUGACUUUGAUGUGGUACGUCCACCGGACUGAGUUCUACCAAUGGGUGGAUGCUCCCGUGUUAGAAGUACUGCUGUUGUUGGGUUACGCCACAGCUGUGUUUUUUAUGUUACUCUUUUACCAGUUCUGCCACCCUUGCAGGCAACUGUUCUCAUCCAGUCCAGCCCAGGGCUUUUGGGAGUGCUGUGGAUCUCUCUGCCUGCUACGUGGGACUCUUCCCCAGCCGGGCUCCAUAAGGAUCAAACCACCAGGGAAAGACAAUGGAGACGAUUCACCCUGCGUUACCAAACGGGACAUCGGGCAGAGUUUGUGCGGCGCCGUGUGAGAAAAGCACAACUUAAAGGGAUAGUUCACCCAAAAAUUUCAAUUGUGUCAUCAUAUACUCUCCUGAUUAUAUAUAUAUAUAUAUAUAUAUAUAUAUAUAUAUAUAUAAUGAAACCUGAGAGGUUUCUGUCCUUCUUCUAACCAAAACAUAGAACAUCCAAAAUGGCCGUAAAACGAAUCCACUUGAAUCGAGUGGUUUAAUCCAGGUCUUGUUAAAAUGAUGUAGGCGUUUAUUCACAUUUGAACACAGUUAGAGAGCGCAUCACAUAUGGUUAGAAGAAAUCUCAUUGGUUCUUGGGAGUGUAUGAAGCAUGUGAUUCAUGUACAAAGCUUCUGUGUUUAUAUGUUCAGUGUGUGAAGAUCAUUGUAAGAGAUACAAUCGCUUUUAUUUACAUCUUUAUUACACAAGACUUUGAUUAAAUGUUUUGAUUGAUAUGGAUUUAUUUCUUUUAUGAUGCCUUUAUGACCUUUUUGGAUCAUUUAAAGGGAUAGUUCACCCAAAAAUGAAAAUUCUGUCAGUAUUUACUCACCCUCAU
Molecule: messenger RNA, 1961 nt
Organism: Pimephales promelas (fathead minnow)
Lineage: Eukaryota; Metazoa; Chordata; Actinopteri; Cypriniformes; Leuciscidae
Gene: xk
Product: X-linked Kx blood group antigen, Kell and VPS13A binding protein
Cellular component (GO): membrane
Source: RefSeq, a predicted model, not a curated record